This is a messenger RNA of Orbicella faveolata, 1985 nucleotides long. Its product is annotated as dual specificity protein phosphatase 6-like. Gene Ontology annotation, biological process: negative regulation of MAPK cascade; peptidyl-tyrosine dephosphorylation. NCBI's taxonomy places the organism in Eukaryota, Metazoa, Cnidaria, Anthozoa, Scleractinia, Merulinidae. Gene Ontology annotation, molecular function: MAP kinase tyrosine/serine/threonine phosphatase activity; MAP kinase tyrosine phosphatase activity; protein tyrosine/threonine phosphatase activity. Gene Ontology annotation, cellular component: cytosol; cytoplasm. The record is from RefSeq and is a predicted model, not a curated record.
CGUCUAUUGGUUAUGAAGUAGAGUUGAGAAGAACAACAAUUGAAUGGUCUUAAGAUUCCCGCUUACCUAGACGAUACUUUAAACUGAAUUUGAAAUGCCUUCACUACUCGUCGUGGACAGUCCAAGAAGUUAUCGUAGAAUUCAAGUGGAAAAGAAGAAAUUGAUGGCUAAGGGGGCCACUAUUUCAUGGCUCUCGGACCAGUUAAGCAAGGGGGCAUUUAUGCUUCUCCUUGACUGCCGGCCGUACUCAGAGUUCGCCCGUUGUCAUGUACAAGGAGCGAUCAAUUUGACGAUUCCGUCGCUAAUGUUACGGCGGCUAAAGAAAGGCACCAACUUCGCCAUUAGUUCGUUAAUCACGUCUGAAGAAAGCAAAGUACAGUUUAAUAGGAAUCUUCACCUCGCCUCGGGUAUAGUUCUGUACGAUUCGGAAACAAGCGAUGUGUCAAACGUCUGUUCGAGCAGUGCCUUAGGAGUCCUGUUGAAGAAGUUCUCUGAGGAUGUUAACAUUCCCGUCUGGUUGCUCGAAGGUGGCUUUGCUAAGUUCGAGAAGAAGUAUCCAAGUUUUUGUGAAACGGGCGAAGAAGUCGAGAGGCCUCUGCUCUCGCUUUCCGGACUUACGAUUCAAGACAACAUUGAACAAGAUCUUGCUUUGAAACUUGAACCAAGCACACCUGAGAUUACAGAUCAUCAAGAAAGUCGCACAAAAGUACCUGUACAGAUUCUUCCACACCUAUACCUCGGCAGCGAAAAGGACUCAUCAGACUUGGACAUUUUGAAGAAAUACGGAAUUUCGUAUAUUUUGAAUGUUACUCACGAUAAACCAAACUCCUUCGAACAUCUACCUGGUUUUAAAUACAAGAAACUGCCAGUGGAGGACAAUUGGAGAGCGAAUUUGUCUGACAUGUUCCCCGAGGCGUUUGAAUUUAUAGAGGAGGGCAUUACACAAAACCGUGGAGUUCUGAUUCACUGCCUUGCCGGAGUUUCGCGAUCCGUCACAGUUACAAUCGCCUACCUCAUUUCAGCGUUGAACAUGACUUUGAAUGAAGCUUACGACUUUGUGAAACAAAGAAAACCAAGUGUUAAUCCGAACCUGAACUUUAUGGGACAAUUACUAGAGUUUGAAAGGCAAUUGCGAACGCCACAAACCCCAAGCUCUACCACAAGCACCUUAUCGAGUGAUUCUAGUUUGGACAGCGAAGAAGACGUGGUUGACUUAAACAUCGUCGCUCCACGUUGUCAGACAGUUUAAACCUCUCGUACAGUAUCACAGACCUUAAAGUUAUUUCUCUAGCGACAAAGAACUUCUAGCGAUGUGUCGAAAAACUUGUGUUUGCAACAAAUAUAACGGCAGAGUUAAAGAUUAUUUAGUUUCAGAGAGAAGUACGCGUACUUUAAAUACAGAGCAAACUAUAAUGUAAUUAAUAUUAUGAAUGGCGCAUUAGACCAGAUGUGCUGUUUUGAAUAUUUUGAGGUAAUUUUGCAUUACAUGCAAUUAAACUGUAAACACUCUUUGAGUGUACUUCUACUCCAACGAGCUUUCAUAUAGAUUUCUAGCCAAUUUCUUGCUAACACCCAGACAUUUCUAAUUUGUCCUAAAACAUUUCAAUCUAUUCUCAUAUUCGCAGCCAAAGAUUUCUCGUGCAAUUUUGUGAUAUGCUUAAUUCUCUUUCUUCAUAACAAUUACGUGUAUCAACAAAAGACUUCAUUCCUCUAAUUGUAAAUCAUUGUAUAGCCAAUGUUUAUGAUCAAACUACGAUCGACCUCGACAAAUAGGAGUUAUCUGCAAUUCGAAUUCUUAAUUUAUGUUCGCGAAGAUUUGUAAAUACAGUACGCGAAAAUGUUGAAACGAUAUUUCGCGCAGCGCCUGCAAAUUCCACAAAGUCAGAUGUAUAUAGUAGUACUUUAUUAUUAGAUAUACAGAUUGUAAAUAUAUUACGAAAUAUCUACUUUAAUAAAUCUAGCAAGUUCCGAAAUUGGAAGAGAAA